Telopea speciosissima is the source of this 585-nucleotide messenger RNA. RefSeq lists its product as uncharacterized. Gene Ontology annotation, molecular function: protein phosphatase inhibitor activity. The transcript has 6 exons. Lineage: Eukaryota; Viridiplantae; Streptophyta; Magnoliopsida; Proteales; Proteaceae. Bases 48 to 371 code for a protein of 107 amino acids. Gene Ontology annotation, cellular component: cytoplasm. The record is from RefSeq and is a predicted model, not a curated record.
AUAUUUUCCUGUUGCAGCUGCUACGCAGUAGAUAGCACAAGAACAAUAUGUCAAACAAAGAAGAGGAUUCUGAGCAUACCAUGCCCUCAGCACAAGAGGAGGAGGAAGCAAUAAAGAAAAAGUAUGGAGGAAUUGUGCCCAAGAAGCCACCACUCAUUUCUAAGGACCAUGAACGUGCUUUUUUUGAUUCAGCUGAUUGGGCACUUGGGAAGCAAGGAGGUUCUGGAGAGAAGCCUAAGGAAUCACCUGAAGAAGCUCUUCGGCCUAAACUGGAGCCCACACAACAACAAGCACGAUCCCGAAAGUCUCCUUAUGCUCCUGUAGAUGGUGAAGAUGGCAGUAAUGCUUCUGAGGAUGUGGCUAGUGAAUGAGAGAUGGAUGGUGCCUUUUCUUCAUUUCAACUUAUUCUUCUAUAUUUAUAAAGCUCAUAGGUGCUCUGGACAGUAUCUCUAAUUAUAUGGGGAGUUUUUUUACGUACCAUUUUCAUCUUUCAUGGUUGUCUAUUAAGUAACUGUAUGAAAAUGACAUGAGAGCCUCUUUUGGUAAUAUAAAUGUGGUUCCCAGAUUAUAUCAACUUAAAACCAA